UGCUGUCGUCUGCUACGCUACCGCAGUUUUCGCAUCAUGCGCAAAUCAUCGGUGGACGACGACGACGCGACGACAGCACGACGCGACACGGUACAGCGAAUCGAGUCGAGAUAUGUCGAGUUAAGACGCGUCUCGUCGAGGGAGAGGGAGAGAGGACAGAUCCGCGGAGUAACGCGGGCGUCGGGCGUGAGUCAGUAAUGCAGCGACGGCCGAGCGAGCCGCGGUAGUUGACCAACCUCGGUGGGAGGCUCGCCGUCACGGAUUUGCCCGAAUAAUGCGACGCGACGGAGCCUGCUUGAUGCCCCCGUGAAUCCGCGGGAAACAUUACAGCGAGAAUAACGCGACACGCCGUUUAACGGCCCGAAAUUACAUCUGUCCGCGUCGUCGUCGCCGCCGCCGAGGUGAAUAAUUGAUAAGACACCGCGACAUGAUGACGUCGGCGCUUACCUCAUCGACACGUGCGUAAAACGAUACCCCCCUGAGGAUGACGGUGUGUCCGACGACGACGAGCACAUGAUACCACGUAGCUGUUGCAAGUUUGCUGACAGAGGGAAAAAAACCGUGCAGGUUGCUCGACUCUCGCGACGUCCACGUCUCCCACGAGAUCCAGACUAGGUGGACGCAACGUUCACGGACACACGACAGCAAGCCGGAGUAAUAGCGUAAGGAGAGAAAACGAGCGCGUGCCUCUCUCUCUCUCUCGUUUUAUGCAUGCCUACUUCUUAAGAGGAAAACUAAACUUACUAAUUUUACCGAGGCUUCAACGCAUAGGAUAUUCAAUAUGUGCCACACCUGCGAGGAGCUCCCUUCGCGCGACUAACUGAUGGCUUAACCGAGCAAUUAACCGAGCUUUCCCCGAUAAGAUGCACGAGGAUAAUGAUGCGAACGGCACGAGAGGGUACAGCAACGCGACGGACGUCGCCGAGUCGAUUUUGUACACUAUACUGGUGAACGAUCUCGCGACGGUCUCCGCAAGCAUGCCGAGCACGGUCUACAACGACAGCGUGUCCACGGCGGCGUACGCGGAGCUGCCGCAGGACGGCGAGGGCAGCCAGCGAUUGUGGAACUUGUCGAAAACCGCCGUGACUCUGCUGUCCGAGCCCACGGCGACGUCGUAUAACGCUUCGAGAAGCGCCACGACGUACGCGCCGACGACCACCACCGAGUCCUUCGACGAGUUCGGUCCACCCGAAGGCGUAGAAUAUAUCUUUGUGCCACUCGGUGUGGUGGUCUCUGUUAUUAUACUAUCAGCUGUGGUAUGGGUGCUGAUUAUAUCGAGGAAGCGCAAGCUGGAGCGUUUGAGACACAGGCUCAUGCCAAUGUACAACUUUGAUCCCGGCGAGGAGGAGGAGGACGACUGGGAGACGGAGCUGCUGGACGAGUGCUACAACACGCAUCAGAGACGACAAGGAUACCAAUCCAUGGAUACUGAGGAAAAUGCGGAGCUAUUCGGUGGUCAUUAAUAGCACACUUUUGCAUGGCAUUUGUAUCAUUUUUUUUUCAUGGCUACAACUACCAUAGGCUGAAUAUAUUCAUUUACCGUAAUUCCUGUACGCGCGAGGCUCUUAGCAUACUGGAAUUCGCGGCCUCGGCUGAGAGCUACAUUUAUUCUUAUACAAAUUCUCCAAGACCAAAGUUUUGUAAAAGAAACUAGUAUAUUAGAAAUAUAUUCAACUCCA
Messenger RNA from Vollenhovia emeryi, 1679 nucleotides. RefSeq lists its product as uncharacterized. NCBI's taxonomy places the organism in Eukaryota, Metazoa, Arthropoda, Insecta, Hymenoptera, Formicidae. The transcript is spliced from 3 exons. The coding region runs from base 864 to 1463 and encodes 199 amino acids. The record is from RefSeq and is a predicted model, not a curated record.